CGCAUCCAAUCCAAUCCACUCCUUCUUCCUCAUCCAAUCGUCUCGUCCACCCGAAUCAUGGACGACUACGACGAGUUCGGCAAUUACAUUGGCCCCGUGAGCGACUCGGACGAUGAAUCCGAGGACCUUCAUCAACCAGCUCCCCUCGAAGGAUUCGACGAUGACGACGAUCAAGGUGCAGAUCGCAUGUCAGGUAUCGAGGACGAUGGAGAGGAGGAAGAAGAGCGCAUAGACCCCGCGACUGCCCUCAUCAGAGUCGACGAAAAUCCGCAGAACGCAGUCGUGCUGCACGAGAACAAAAAGUACUAUCCGUCAGCAGCUGAGGUCUACGGCGAAGAUGUAGAGGCAAUGGUACAGGAAGAGGAUGCGCAACCCCUCUCACAGCCCAUCAUUGAGCCGGUCAAGGUGCGCAGGUUUGCCAUCGAAGAGAAGGACCUACCUGUCACGCGCUUCGAUCGCGACUAUAUGAUGAGCUUGAUGGGGUUCCCUGAAAUGGUCAGGAAUGUCAUUGUGGCGGGACAUCUGCAUUCGGGCAAGACUGGUUUCAUGGACAUGCUCGUUGAGGAGACGCACAAGGUGGAAAUCGACAUCGACCGCAACACCCGCUACACCGACUCGCACCUCCUCGAGCGCAGUCGUGGCAUCAGCAUCAAGUCAGCUCCACUCUCGCUCGUCCUUCCCACUACUCGCGGCAAGUCAUAUCUUUGCAAUCUCAUCGAUACCCCUGGUCACGUCAACUUCCAGGAUGAGGUGGCGGCAGCCAGCCGCAUGGCAGAUGGCGUCGUACUCGUGGUAGACGUCGUCGAAGGCAUCAUGUCUGGCGCUGAAGCAGUGAUUCAGCAUGCCAUCCGCGAAGGCCUCUCCAUCGUCCUCGUCCUCAACAAGAUCGACCGCCUCAUCCUAGAACUGCGCCUGCCCCCCGCCGAGGCCUACUUCAAGAUUCGCCACGCAAUUGACGAGGUCAACCACGUCAUUGCUACGCACGACACCGAUUCUGAGCGCAAACUGGGUCCUGAGCGAGGCAAUGUCAUCUUCGCCUCGACGCAGGGAGGCUGGUCUUUUACGCUGCGUUCCUUCGCCCGCCUCUAUUCGGACACCUACGGUGGCAUUGACGUAGACGAGUUUGCCAAGCGAUUAUGGGGCAACAUCUACUACAACGAGGAGUCGAGAAACUUCUCGAGAAAGGCAGCCGAUCCGCAGAGCAAGCGCAGCUUUGUCACCUUCAUCCUUGAGCCGCUCUACAAGCUCUAUACUCAGGUGCUCUCGAGCGAUACCGACUCGCUCAAGCGUACGCUUGCCAAGCUGGGCAUCAACCUCAAGCCUGCCGUCUUCAAGAUUGAUGUGCGUCCGUUGCUCAAGAUCGUCCUCAACCACUUCUUUGGGCCUAGCACGGGGAUUAUGGACGCCAUUGCCCAGCACGUGCCGUCGGCCAAGGAUGCAGCGGCUCGCAAAGUCGCGCAGACCUGGACCGGUCCAUUGAAGGAGGGGCUUGCUGAGAGCAUGAUCAAAUGCAGCGCCGAUGGGCCUUUGGUCAUGCACGUCGCCAAGCUGUAUCAGACUCUCGAUGCGCAGGAGUUCAGAGCCUACGCUCGUGUCAUGAGCGGGACAGUGCACGUUGGAGACCGGGUCAAAGUGUUGGGCGAAGGCUUCUCUCAGGAGGACGACGAGGACAUGGUCAUGGCCACGGUCGAGGGAGUUUGGGUCAGCGAGACUCGCUACUACGUCCCCGCCGAGGGUAUUCCAGCAGGCUCCUUUGCCCUGCUCGGCGGCAUCGAUGCCUCGAUCACCAAGACGGCUACCGUCGUGUCACCUUCCAUCCCUGAUGACCAGCUCUAUACCUUCCGCCCAUUGAACCACAUCACCCAAUCAGUCCUCAAGGUCGCAGUCGAGCCGUUGAAUCCAUCUGAGCUGCCGAAGAUGCUCGAGGGGCUCCGCAAGAUCAACAAAUCCUACCCCUUGGCAGUGACCAAGGUCGAGGAGAGUGGGGAGCACAUCAUUCUGGGAACGGGAGAGCUCUACCUGGAUUGCGUCUUGCAUGAUCUCCGCCAUCUCUUUAGCGAGAUCGAGAUCAAGGUGUCGGACCCAACGGUCCGAUUUGCAGAGACGGUGGUGGAGACUAGUGCCGUCAAGUGCUAUGCGCAGACGCCCAACAAGCGAAACAAGAUCACCAUCAUCGCCGAGCCGCUGGAGAAGGGCAUUGCAGAGGAUAUCGAGUCCGGCCGGCUCAACACGCGCCUACCUCCACGCGAGCUUGGGAAGGCUUUCGUGGAGCGCUACGAUUGGGACGUUCUGGCUUCGCGUUCCAUCUGGGCGUUCGGACCAGACGAGGGGGGACCUAACAUCCUCGUCGAUGAUACAUUGCCCUCGGAGGUGGACAAGCAAACACUGUAUGCUGUCCGCGAGGCAAUUAAGCAGGGCUUCCAGUGGGGAACACGCGAGGGGCCUCUUUGCGACGAGCCGGUGCGAAACGUCAAGGUCCGCAUCCUCGAUGCUGAGCUGGAUCCUGAGCCUAUGUACCGCAAUGCGGGGCAGAUCAUUCCAACUGCACGACGAUGCCUUUACGCGUCCUUCCUUCUGGCCACGCCGCGACUCAUGGAGCCCAUCUACGCGGUAGAGGUACAGGCACCGGCAGACUGUGUCUCUGCAGUAUACACGGUGCUCGCACGGCGAAGAGGCCACGUAGUACAAGACGUGCCCAAAGCGGGUACCCCCCUCUUUACGGUCAGGGCCUUCGUCCCCGUCAUCGACGCCAAUGGUUUCGAGACUGAUCUUCGAACCGUCACGCAAGGCCAGGCAUUCUGCCUCCAGUCCUUCUCACAUUGGAGCGUGGUACCGGGCGAUCCUACGGACACGACCAUCAAGUUGAGGCCGCUGGAGCCCGCCCCACCAUUGGGACUGGCGAGGGACUUUGUGCUCAAGACGAGGAGAAGGAAAGGGCUGAGUGAUCAGAUUGCUGCUUCGAGUUAUCUGGAUCAGGAGAUGGUGGUUGCGCUUGCUGCGAGUGGAUUCGAGCUGAGCUAGAAUAGUGGAGGUGCGCUGCGGAGCAUUCCUUGUACUGUAUUCAUUAAAAAGCAUCAUCAUUGCCUGUCUUUGCG
Molecule: messenger RNA, 3095 nt
Organism: Jaminaea rosea
Lineage: Eukaryota; Fungi; Basidiomycota; Exobasidiomycetes; Microstromatales
Product: putative ribosomal elongation factor EF-2
Exons: 3
Coding region: 58-3021 (987 amino acids)
Biological process (GO): mRNA splicing, via spliceosome
Cellular component (GO): U2-type catalytic step 2 spliceosome; cytosol; U4/U6 x U5 tri-snRNP complex
Molecular function (GO): U5 snRNA binding; translation elongation factor activity; GTPase activity
Source: RefSeq, a predicted model, not a curated record